UCAUUAAGCGGAUUAAUUUAUGAACUUUUAUGAUUACAUAAAGUAUCUUUCAUGUUAGACUUUCGACUUUCCCCCAGUAGUUACACUUGAUCUGUAAAGUGCAUGAUCAACGAGAAAUAAAUAGUUGCAAAUUCUAUUCAACUUUCUUACAAAGUAUCUAUUCGAUGUUUCGAUCAAAAUUGUUUGUGAACAUAAUUAAGAGUAGGAAUAAUAAGUUUCACAUGUUUUUGAACAAAAAUAAUGAUCAAUUACGGCACGUGUCAUUAUCAUAGGUUUAGGUGAAUGUAAUGAACUUUCCACAAUUAAUUUAUAAACCUUCUUACAUUUAGACAGUACAUUUUCGGUGUAAUGUAAUAAUUUUGCAAACUCAUUUACUUAGUCAAUGAUAAAGUCGAAAUACAGCUGUACCGACGUAACGCGACAGUGUUCGCGCAUGCGCACUGGAGCUCGGGCAAAAGUGAUACGACAAAACCCAUGGGAAGAAUAGGAAAGACAGAGGACGACAAUGCUCGGAAGAGGAAGGUGUAAACUGAACGAUACUAUCGUCAUACGCUCGCAAACAAGUGUUGCCGAAGUGAUUUGACCUUCUUCGUAGUAACCUUAACUUAUUAAGGAUGCUUACUACGAGCAACAAUAGAAGAAGAUCCGUUCGAGUCGUAACCUGCUCUUGAGAUAUCGGUAACUCUGAACAGUAAGCAGCCCUGCAACGAUAAGAAAGAACGUAUUCGAACGGCGGUGCGACGGAGAAAAUGUCGUGUUCGAACGAGCUGUCCCGUUCACAGGAAUAUCUAAGCUUUCGUAGUUCUGUCCCGCUCAGGAAGAUUGUCGUCGACGCCGAUGGCACCAAGGGAUGGAAAGUGUACGACUCUAGUCCAAAAACCAUCAAGUGUCCGCUCAUAUGUCUUCCGCCGGUCAGUGGAACGGCCGAUGUGUUUUUUAAACAGGUGUUGGGUUUGGCAGCCAAAGGAUACAGAAUCAUAUCAGCCGAGUCGCCCGUGUAUUGGAACGUGAAGGAGUGGUGCGAUGGAUUCAGGAAACUGCUGGACUACAUGGAGUUAGAUAAGGUGCACAUUUUUGGCGCCUCAUUAGCUUUUGGAUACUGCCGUCGUUGGUAUUGAAAAAGAUGCUAAUGGGAAAUUUUGUGACGGACAAAGUCGACGGAGAGAUCGUAGAAGCGAUUGAUUUUAUGGUAGAAAGAUUGGAAAGUUUGACACAACCGGAGUUGGCUUCUCGAUUAACGAUGAAUUGCGUCAAUUGUUACGUCCAGCCGCAGAAAGUAUGCCACUUGCCCAUCACGAUUAUAGACGUUUUCGACGAGUAUGCGUUGUCGAAUUCAGUGAGAGAGGAAGUAUACAAAUGUUAUCCGAAUGCCAAAUUGGCCCAUUUGAAAAGCGGCGGCAAUUUCCCGUAUUUAAGUCGGGCGGCCGAAGUAAAUUUACAUUUACAGAUUCAUUUGAGGCAGUUUGAGGGUACCGAAUACGCUGCUUCUGAAAGAAGGAAGUUUUAACGCGGCUAAAAUCCGAUUGUAAACAAACGUUAUCAUAUCAACACUCAUGUAGGAUAUUCUACUUGUUUCACCGAUCAGCCUGAUUUACACGUUGUCAGUAAUGCAUACGUAUUAAUACGUGUGAUUAUAAUAAAAGUCUUGAAACGUUUCUCAAAUAUAUUCGCCAUAACAAAUAUGCCUAAGUAUUAUAUAUAUAUAUAUGUGUGUCUAUAUAUAUAUAUAUACACAUACAUAUGGCUAUUGGUAUUGUAAAACUCGUUAUUCUAUUUUUAUCGUAAUGUUUGGAGAUGUUUGUUAUAUUUUCUUCAGGCGGGCAUUUAUUGAUCACAGAUCCAUUUGUUUCGAAGAUGACUUUGAAGUACUCGAACACACAUUCUACAUUGUUCUGUAUUUAAACGAUACCACAUAGGAUAUAACAAUUUUCAUAGAGAAAAAAAAAGUGAAAAAGUGUUCGUUAUAUAUUAUAUUUAUAAUAAUAUAAAUAUACUCAAUUAGACAUACAAUAAUGUAGUUGAAAAAAGGGAAGAAAUCGAUUCUGAGAGUAUAAAUUGAUACGUGUAUCACGUUGAAUCGAUAUAUCCAGUCAUCAAAAUUUCUGUAAGUUUAUUCGAAAUAAAUAUAAUUUUGUAAAAAA
Messenger RNA from Heterotrigona itama, 2141 nucleotides. Lineage: Eukaryota; Metazoa; Arthropoda; Insecta; Hymenoptera; Apidae. The record is from the annotation of a GenBank genome assembly.